AUGCCUUUCUACCAGAUCCACCACUCGUGCUCCCUCAAUCAGAACCAACGACAGCUCCUCGCUACUGCCAUUACCCAACUACACUGCCGAGCAUUCAAGACACCCUCAUUCUUCGUCCACGUGCGCUUUUACCCUGAAGAAAACAAAGACAACAACUACUUUGUAGCUGGAUGGCCACAUCCUGCUACCUCUAACCGCAUCGUCGGUCUCGUUCGCGACUCUGCGUCAAGGUCCAAGGCAGACUUUGACAAGUUGGCAACCGACAUUGAAGAAUACUGGUACAGCGUACUGGGAGUUCAGCCACCAGCCAAAAAGUCGAGGUGGAAUGUUGGAGAUGAAGAGAAGAGGCUGAUCAUGGUGACGUUCACACCAAUGUUGGCACUUCGAGAAGGAGGCAUGACUAUUCCAGAAGCUGGCAAGGAAGAGGACUGGCUCCAAGAACAAUUGCCCUACAUUGAUAGCAUGAGAGUCAAAGGGAUUGAGGGUUUUGCUGGGUUGUAUAAUGACGCUAAAAAUAGUGAGAAAUGA
Messenger RNA from Fusarium pseudograminearum CS3096, 528 nucleotides. RefSeq lists its product as uncharacterized. Lineage: Eukaryota; Fungi; Ascomycota; Sordariomycetes; Hypocreales; Nectriaceae. The record is from RefSeq and is a predicted model, not a curated record. The transcript has a single exon. Bases 1 to 528 code for a protein of 175 amino acids.